Messenger RNA from Symbiodinium natans, 300 nucleotides. Lineage: Eukaryota; Dinophyceae; Suessiales; Symbiodiniaceae. The record is from the annotation of a GenBank genome assembly.
AUGUCGUACCAACCUGCCACCGAUGCCAGCAUCCGCCAGCUGAAGGGCACGGUGCAGCAGCGCAAGCUGGCCGGUCAGGCCAUCACCCGCCUCGAACUGGAGCGCGACAUGCUGCGCGGCAUGAAGGCGCGUUGGGAAUUCUACGCCAAGCAGGUGGUAUCCCUGGUGUGUACCUACCGGGAUGACCUCCACGUCUACCUCUUGCUGGAGGUGGCGUCCGGCGGAGAUCGUGGCGGUUCUACCACCAGCAGGGCCACCGAGGGAACCUGCCCGCCCUGGCGUUCCAUGUGGCGUGCUUAA